Messenger RNA from Lucilia sericata (common green bottle fly), 572 nucleotides. RefSeq lists its product as uncharacterized. The transcript is spliced from 4 exons. Gene Ontology annotation, cellular component: plasma membrane. The annotation marks the transcript as partial. NCBI's taxonomy places the organism in Eukaryota, Metazoa, Arthropoda, Insecta, Diptera, Calliphoridae. The record is from RefSeq and is a predicted model, not a curated record.
GUUGUAAUCGUACUUAUUAUGGUGAUAUUGGUUUAACUUAUUCCUUGGAGUUGCAUCGUCCCAAACAGGAUCGCCUGCCUUAUGUGUGUGUUUUAACAUUUACUGCUGCGGGAGGUCAACAUGGUGAUGUUGUACAGGUAACUUUGGAUAGUUUUACUAUAGGACGUUUUACCUCAUAUACACAAGAUGGUUGCCCGGAUGGUUAUAUGCAAAUAGCUGAAUCAGCCCGUACACCCAUUGGCGGCAUGUGGUGUGGCACCUCAUGGGGACCAGUUUUAUUUUAUAGUGAAUCUCGUUCUUUGAUAUUUACCAUUAAAUUAAAUAAAUUAGCACGUGAUCAAAGCGGUUAUAAUUUUGAUUUUCGUAUACGAUAUAAAGUUUUAUCCCGUGAUAGUUCUGUUACACGUUAUGGUGGUAUUAAAGUUGAAGAUCUCCAGCAGUGGCAUAAUCGCAGCAGUUUCUUGCAUCAAAAUGCUGUAGACGAUUUCACCAAUACCAGUGGGGUGCACUCGGAUCGUUAUGGUCAGGAUUUUAGUUUAUUUAGUGCUUAUGCCAAUAAUAAACUUUUUUAA